CGUACCAGCUGCCAGUCAGUAAGUGCUGAGCCGCGAUCGUGCCUUCAUGUGCCUUCUCAGAGCUCUCGUUUUUUCGCUCUCACGAAACUCACUCGAUUGUCUCAGUUCACUAAGCCCCUUUUUUUCUUGGAAUGAAAAUGACAGAUUAAUGAACUUAACGGUGGUAUAACUUCAGAGAUGCUUCACUUGAGUUGUGUGAGCGUCUAGAAGAUAAAUGCACUUACGCUGAAUGUGUGAUAAAGUGACAGUGUUGAGUGUCGGUGACGGGUCUGUGUAAGGUGACACGCCAGCUGAUCCUGCCUGUUGUAUCACCUGAUCAUCACCCCCCCAGCCCCUCCUGUACCCCCGCUGGUCACAGCAAUUUACAAUCUAAGAAUAUUAUGAGAACAAAGAAAGAAACGAUGUAGCAGCUUCUUAUAUUUAAAGUGCGACAGAAAGAAGUGUGUUGGGAAUGCUUAAGUCAAUCUUCACAUACGAGAAUUACCCGUAGUUCUCCUUCACCAGUACCAGGAUAUUAGUGUAUAAAGUUUCAUAAUGACCUGGUAACGUAGUGAAUCCUCGCACAAGUGAGAGCAGGUGUGGUGGGCCACCUGCGAGAGGGUGCCCACCUCUUGUGCCAAGAUGGACUCCAUCUGGUCCACUCGGCGGUACGCUCCAGUUACCGUGGACAUCGACCUUCUCACGCUAAAGGGUAAGAAGAUCCUGAAGGCGGCGUCGGAGAAGACUAAGAGGACAAAAGCGCCUCAACACCUGCAGAAGCACCACCCACAUCUGCAGAUACAGAUGGACCCGGCUGAGGGAGAGCCUCUGAAGCAGACCAUCACCGACCUCCCGGACAUUGCACCGAUGACCGUGGGUUGGCCGAGGCGGCGUCCCCUCGACGUGGCCUUCAAUGACAUCAGUCUGGUCCUGGACAAGACGCCCAUCCUAUCGCGAGUGGGUGGGACAUGCAAGCCUGGGGAGGUGCUGGCCAUCAUGGGUCCUUCAGGUUCGGGCAAGACGUCCCUCUUGAACGCCAUCAGUGGUCGAGUACGUCCUACCAGCGGCACCAUCACUAUAGGAGGGUCCCCCCUUAACAAGCGCCACAAACGUCAGAUCUGUUAUGUUCUACAGGACGAUAUCUUCUAUACUAAUCUCACAUUAAGACAAACACUUGUGUACACAGCCCUUCUCCGUCUGCCGGACAGCAUGACCUAUCAAGAGAAGAUGAAUCUAGUGGACCAUAUCCUUGAUAUUCUUGAUCUCAAGCACUGCCAAGACACAAUUAUUGGUAAGGUGAUGAAUCGGGGCCUUUCUGGUGGAGAAAAGAAGAGAACCAACAUUGCCUGUGAGUUGCUCACCAACCCCUCCAUUAUGCUUCUUGAUGAACCAACAUCAGGGUUGGACUCCAGUACAGCCCAUAGCCUGAUAACAACGCUCAAGCAGUUUGCCGAGAAGGAGCACAAAACCGUAAUAGUAACCCUUCACCAACCUUCCUCACAAAUAUUUUACAUGGUUGAUCGGUUAUUAUUGCUCUGUAAUGGUCAAAAUGCGUAUUUUGGUGACACAAGAAAAGUAGUUGAACACUUCUCCAAUCUAGGUCUUCCAAUCGCCCCACACUACAAUCCAGCAGAUUUCAUAUUGGAGCAAGUGAAAGGACCACUUGAAGUGCAAGAGAGAUUAAUUCAAGGGGCAAAAGAGGACAUAAGAUUAAACUUCAAUAUUCCGGAGAAUUUCACUCUUCAGACAUCCCCUUCUAUACAGUCUCUUUAUUCUAAAUACUUAUCAUUACCAACUGUGCAUGUAACAACAGGUAUAGACAAUAACCAGUUUCCUUGGAACAACAAGUGUACAGCAUGCCAACAACAAUGCCAACAUAUUCAACAAAAAUGUCCAACUGAUGUUUCUGUCACUAUAGAUAUAGAUAAAAAAGAAUCUCCAAUCUACAAUAAAAUAGUUGUGGGUGAGGAGGAAGACAGUGGUAGGUCAUCAUGGUCAGAGGAGACUAGGAGUGAAGCCUCGGGGCCUAGCUCGCCGUGUGAAGAGUACACAGACGUGCAGUGGCCUACAUCAUUUUUCACUCAGUUUAAGGUAUUGACACAACGGAACUUUUGUGUGGCUCGUCCCAUCAUCCUCUCAUGGCUCAAUGGGGCACAGACAUUGAUUCUGGCUAUAAUCGCAGGACUCCUGUGGUAUCAGGCACCAAGGACAGAAGAAAGCCUUCAGGAUAUUCAGGGAUGGAUGUUUUUCUCGACCCAUUAUUGGAUGUUGUUCAAAUUAUUUUCUGCACUUCAAUCAUUCCCGGCUGAGCGUGAGGUGAUAACAAAAGAACGUGCUAGUGGCUCUUAUCGAGUGAGUGCUUACUACUUAGCCAAGAUGGUAGGGGAACUGCCGCUAACCUUCACGCUGCCAACCUUAUACUUCUUUAUCUCAUAUUCAAUGAUGGGUUGGGACAACAUCAUCACUGGGUUUAUGCUCCUCUUCAUGCUACUGCUCAAUACUCUAGUUGCACAGAGUGUUGGGCUUCUCAUAGGUGCAGUGUGCUAUGACCUACAAGUUGGUAUUACCAUCGCAGCAAUCUUCACGCUUUUCACACAGUUAUUUGGAGGAUACCUUGCCAAUCGAAUUCCACCAUGGCUUGCUUGGGCAAAGUACUUAUCCAUGGUUCAUUAUGCUUUCCAAAACAUGAAUAUAAUCCAGUUCACAUAUGGGAAGGAAAUAAGUUGCUCAAUGGAACACUCACGCUUCAACAGCUGUGUUGAAGUUUCAAAUAAUGAAGCAGAUUCUCAUCCAAUUCCUAUAGAAGAGAUCCUGGCAGAAAGAGGGGAAACUCUUCCUAUUUGGUUAAAUACCGUCAUCCUAAUUGGAUUCAUGAUUGUAGUACGUCUUUUAACCUAUAUAAUGCUCAGAUUUCUUCAUCGCCCAAAGUAGCAUUAAUUCUAAAUAGGAAAUAUCCCACAAAUUAAUUCCAGUCUCGAUUUAUAUAAUGCU
This is a messenger RNA of Homarus americanus (American lobster), 2970 nucleotides long. RefSeq names its product ABC transporter G family member 14-like (gene E23). The transcript has 15 exons. Bases 622 to 2910 code for a protein of 762 amino acids. The record is from RefSeq and is a predicted model, not a curated record. Gene Ontology annotation, cellular component: plasma membrane. NCBI's taxonomy places the organism in Eukaryota, Metazoa, Arthropoda, Malacostraca, Decapoda, Nephropidae. Gene Ontology annotation, molecular function: ATP hydrolysis activity; ABC-type transporter activity; ATP binding.